CUCCUCUCUGGCAGCGGGAGGCUGCGCGGCGCCGGGCUCUCCAAGAUGGCGGCGGGGCCUCCUCCUCCCUCCGCCUCUGAGGCCUACCGGCCCAACCGCUUCGUCUCUUUACCGGCCGAGCUCGACCCCAACACUUACGACUCGUCGCUGGAGAAGCGCGCUGCCGAUGCCGAGCGCUUGGCUAUCCGCGCCCGGCUCAAGCGGCAGUAUCAGCUGCAGCUUAACAAUCCCAACCCGCCGGCCAUCAUCGAAAAUCCUGCCUUGGUCCGCUGGGCCUAUGCUAGGACGCAGAACGUCUACCCUACUUUCCGCCCGACCCCUAAGACGUCCUUUCUAGGAGCUCUUUUUGCGAUAGGCCCCCUCGUCUUCUGGAUUGUUGCCUUCAAAGCUGACAGGGAUCGUAAAGAGAAGCUUAUCCAAGAAGGUAAAUACGAGCGACCAUUCAGUGUAUUUUAAGUUCCUAGAAUUGCAGCGCUGUUCAUGGGAUAUAAAUAAAAUAAGAUGUAUUGUGUGCUGACGUUUCUCCUUCGUAAGAAUAAAUCUUUAUAGCUU
Messenger RNA from Haliaeetus leucocephalus (bald eagle), 552 nucleotides. RefSeq names its product NADH dehydrogenase (ubiquinone) 1 beta subcomplex, 4, 15kDa (gene NDUFB4). The record is from RefSeq and is a predicted model, not a curated record. The transcript is spliced from 3 exons. NCBI's taxonomy places the organism in Eukaryota, Metazoa, Chordata, Aves, Accipitriformes, Accipitridae. Gene Ontology annotation, cellular component: mitochondrion. The coding region runs from base 46 to 456 and encodes 136 amino acids.